AUGAUUUCAAGCUUCAAACUAUUGCUGAUUAUAAUAUCAGUUGCAAUUACACCGACAUUAUGUGGCACUUGUCGUUUCUUUCUGAACCGAAAUUUCAAUUAUGGAUGCGAAAUGUCUGAUGUCAACGUCACUGAGAGGAAUGAAAAUUUUGUGAUUGGUGGCGAACAUCUUCCUGGAUUCUCUCACGCAGACGUCAGAUACAAAGAGAAUCCAAACAUCGCUAAUGAAUCUGUUCAUGCUCAGGCUCGGGAAGCACUCAAAAAGUAUCUUCACUACUACGAACGAUGGGAAAAUCAUUCCAAGUCUCUUCAACUUGAACAACAAACAUUGGAUCGUCUUAAAACUCGAAUUAAUGAGAAAGUGAUGAAAGGAUUAAAUUCUUCAACUUGGAUCGAUUGGCAAUAUUUAUUCGUUGCUGCUUCACUUCUCGCCAAAUGUCGUUACACAUUACAAUAUACUUAUCCAUACGCUUAUUACAUGGAAGCAUCAUCACGUAAAGAUCUAUUUGAAUAUCAACAAGCUCAACUUGAAGCCGAAAUAGAAAAUUUAUCAUGGAAAAUUGAAAGAGUAGAAACUACAGAUCGUGAUCGAGGUGAUAUUGAAAAUCAAAUGGACAUCGCAGAAAAACGUCGAAUGACUUUGCUCAAAGAUUUCUUUCCCACCAAUUCCACCAGCAGCUUUUUCUCGUCCACAUGAAAAUAAUACAUCACCAGUUAGUCUUAAUUGAAGUUUAUUAUUUUUACUGUUUCGUCUUCUUAAAGUUUAAGAGAAAGAAGAUAAAAAAUUAUAUUUAGCACUCGACGAAACAAAUUUGUCUAUUUCAUUAUUUGUUUCCGUUAUCUAACUAAAUAUAAUUUAAUUCGUAUCUAUAAAUAUAAUUAACUUUUAUUCUUCAUAGAGUUUAGAUGUUACUUUUGAGAUAUUGUGUGAUUUUAAUUUUACGAGCAAUGCAGAUUCGAUGCAAUUCAAUUCAAAUUCUAAUAAACUAAUGAACAUUGAUGACUGUAAAUAUUUACAUAAACAACAUAAAUGGAUUUGACAAAAAAAAGAGCAUGUAGAAAAUUUAGUAUAAUUUAAUUUCUUUUAUUCCUUAGUUUUCAUCAGUAAUUGCAUCAUUUGAGACUUUAUUACAUUCAUCAUCAUACAUUACAAUUUAAAUUGUUACAAAGCAAAAGUCUCAUCGAGUGAUUUUAAUGUUAAAAUGCAUUGCUGUGUGAAAAGAUGGCAUUACUUAGUUUCUAUAAUAAAAAUAAAUUGUCACUAAAAUAUAAAAUCAUAA
Molecule: messenger RNA, 1279 nt
Organism: Clunio marinus
Lineage: Eukaryota; Metazoa; Arthropoda; Insecta; Diptera; Chironomidae
Source: the annotation of a GenBank genome assembly